AUGGGGUUCUCUGUGACGGCGGCGGCGGGCGGGGUCAGGCGGAAGCUUAGCGCCAUCUGGAGGAGCUGCCGCGUGGUGUCGGCCAUGAUGUAUGCCAACUCUUGCGUCUCGCGUGUUGGGAUGGACCAAACCAGAAUCUCCCCGAUGGGAAACGGAACUUUCCUGCGCUUUUCGCCGACGUCAGUUUCCGGAUCGGCGUUGGCGGGCGAGGCCGGCGGUGUCUACGUGUACGUGUGGCUGUUCCUGGGCCUGCUGCUGCUCCUCCUCAGCCUGCUGGUCAUCGCCCUCCAUAGGCUGAAGAACAUUAUCUCCUCCUCCUCCUGCGGCGAACCUCGAGGCUCCUUCGCCAACGUGGAGAUCUGCAGCAUCACGUCCUCGCCGAAGUCCACUCCGUCCUCGCUACGCGCCUGA
Messenger RNA from Phycodurus eques (leafy seadragon), 411 nucleotides. Its product is annotated as serine-rich and transmembrane domain-containing protein 1. The record is from RefSeq and is a predicted model, not a curated record. Bases 1 to 411 code for a protein of 136 amino acids. NCBI's taxonomy places the organism in Eukaryota, Metazoa, Chordata, Actinopteri, Syngnathiformes, Syngnathidae. Gene Ontology annotation, cellular component: intracellular membrane-bounded organelle. The transcript has 2 exons.